CUAUCGUUUCCGGGGCCCACUUCCCCCCUCCUCGCUCACCUCGCCUGGAAGCCUUGCUUCGGUUGAGUUCUUUCCCACCGCAGCUUCCCUCCAGAUAUAAACCCUAUCCCUCUCGUCCUCGCUUGUUGUGAAGCUCGUGAAUCCCGCGCCGAUCUCGUCGUCGGCCUCGAGGAGUAGCAGCCCCUGAUGGCGACCGCCGUGGCGUCGCAGCCGCGACACUUCACCCUCGGCGGCGAGCCGAGGGCAGCCAUCUGCGCAGCCAGCACAUCAAAGAUUUGCACCCUGGACAAAGUAUAUGGAUUCAGGUUCGUAUGCAGAAGUGUUGUUGAUCUAAGGAGUCAAAAAUUCCAUUCCCAAAUUUCUAAGAGAAAGUGCUAUUUAACAAGUUCACCAUCGGAAUUUGAGAAGAUCAUUUUGAGUGCUAGAUGGUUAGAAUUUAGGAGACAGAGGAUAGCCUUUCAGAGAACUAGAAGGUGGGUUCACAGUAUUCCAUUGGCUUCUCAAGAUGAUGGCAGUGGUGUGUCUGUUAAUGGAGUACCACAAGUUGAUCCAGCAAGUCAAAUGAAGGAAAUAAGGGUGGAAUUGGAUAAAGCAUUGCAAAAUGAAGACAUAAGCACUGGCCUUGUCCAAUCAAUACAUGAUGCUGCGAGAUCUAUUGAAUUGGCUUUCCUUGAUCACAGCAAAUCAUCAAUAAACUCUUGGUUCCCAAAGAUGUGGCUUGGUGUCGAUAACAAUGCAUGGAUAAAAUCGCUGUCUUACCAGGCUGCUGUUAGCUCGUUACUGCAAGCAGUUAUCGAUGUUUCAUCAAGGGGGAACGGCAGAGAUAGAGAUAUUAAUGUAUUUGUUCAAAGGAGUUUAUCCCACCUUCUCAGCUCUCUAGAUGGUGUUAUACAGAAUGAAUUGGCUAGAAGGGAACCUUCAUUAUAUCAGUGGUAUUCAUCUAAUCAAAAUCCAUUGGUGGUGAGGACAUUUGUGAACACUUUUGAAAAUGAUCGACGAUUUAAUUCUGCAACAGCAAUAUGCAGCGAAGGCAAGCCAAUGGAUACUAGUGAAAGUGACCUUUCUUUGCUUGUGCUUGGUCUGUUCUGUCUUGCUGCUAUUACGAAGCUAGGAUCAGCAAAAGUUUCUUGUCAGCAGUUUUUCUCCAUGGUCCCUGAUAUUAUUGGCCGAUUCAUGGAUAUGCUUCUUGAAUUCGUUCCUAUAAGUAAAGCGUAUACCUUGACGAAAGAUAUUGGUCUUCAGAGAGAAUUCUUGUGCAAUUUUGGUCCUCGUGCUGCUGUUCCUAAGUUUGCUAAUGAUCAUGGACUUGAGAUAUCAUUUUGGAUUGAUCUGGUUCAGAAACAAUUACUAAGGGCUCUUGAUCGUGAAAAGAUAUGGUCAAGACUGACAACAAGUGAAACUAUUGAGGUUUUGGAAAAGGACCUAGCGAUAUUUGGUUUUUUCAUUGCUUUAGGCAGAAGUACACAAGUAUACCUGUCUUCCAAAAGUCAUACAGAUUCAAAUGAUUCUAUCAAUAGUAUUGUAAGGUACCUUAUUGGUGGGAGCGUCCUAUAUUAUCCACAGUUGUCCUCGAUUAGUUCUUAUCAGUUGUAUGUGGAGGUUGUUUGUGAAGAGCUUGAGUGGCUUCCAUUUUACUAUGAAGAUGUGCCAACGCCAAUAGUUGAUACUGAAGGCAGAGAAGAAAUGCCUAAAAGAGAACUGAUAUCAAGGGUGCUAAAUGUCUGCACUUAUUGGAUGACUAGUUUUAUAAAGUAUAGCUCAUGGCUUGAGAACCCCUUAAAUGUAAAGGCAGCACGAUUCCUAUCUAAGGGGCAUGCCAUGUUGAGCGACUGCAUGACUGAGCUUGACAUAGCAAAAAAUAAUAUGCCUAAAGACCGAAGUUUUCAAGAAACUGGAGUAUUGGUUGAUGCGACUGAGCUAGCUUCCAUUGACAAGUCACUUGAAAGUGUUGAGGAAGCUUUGGUUAAGUUAGAAAAUUUGCUUCAAGAAUUGCAUCUUUCCAGUACCAACUCUGGUAAGGAGGAUCUAAAGGCUGCAUGUUCCGAUCUAGAAAUGAUCAGAAGACUGAAGAAGGAAGCAGAAUUUCUUGAGGCUUCCUUUCGAGCAAAAGCAGAAUAUCUGGAGGCUGAUACUAUUAGCAGAGUGUUACCUCCUGCUGGCGAGGGAGAACACGGAAAGACGGGCAGCAUGGUUAAUGAGGUUUUAACACCACAAAACCCAGUAAAUAGGAUGGAGAACAAUCGUCGUCCGUUUUGGGACAUUUUUGGUAUGACUUCUGGAAGGAAAAUUGUGCCAGCACAACAAGCUGUGGAUCAGGAUGCUUCUGCUGCCAAGGUGGAUCAAAUAGACAUGGAGUCAAAUGACAUCCGCCGCUUCGAACAGUUGAGACGUGAGUUGAUUGAGUUAGAAAGGAGAGUGCAGAAGAGUACAGAUGGUGCUAAAAAAGAGGAGUUCCAGGAAACGGAGGUUCCAGAUGAAACAAUGAGCCCUUCUGAGUCAGCACCCCCUCUGUCAGGGCCUUCUGGUUCAGUAAUCAAGAAAGAAAAUGUUAUUACAAAAUCGGUAGAGAAAGUUAAGGAGAGUACAACGAUUGUGUUGCAAGGGACACAGCUCUUAGCAAUUGAUACAGGAGCUGCUAUGGGUUUACUGAAAAGAUCUCUUAUUGGGGAGGAACUAACUCAGAAGGAGAAACAGGCUCUUCAGAGAACCCUGACAGAUUUGGCAUCUGUCGUUCCAAUAGGAAUACUCAUGCUUCUACCAGUCUCUCCACCAGAAGGAGCCGCAGGAGUCGGCUGCAUGUGGCACAACAUUUACGUAGUUACUGCUGUUGGGCAUGCUGCUAUUUUGGCUUUCAUCCAGAGAUAUGUGCCUUCCAUGAUCCCAUCCACAUAUGGCCCCGAGAGGUUAGAUCUCCUCAGGCAGCUUGAGGAAGUGAAGGAAAUGAAAUUGCCUGAAGGCAGCAGUGAAGAUAUUUCUGACGCAAUAGGUUUGAGAGGUGACCAAGUGAAAUAAGCUGACCAUGUACAGACGGACACAAGUAUAUUUCUGAUUGUCUUUUCUGUAAAGAUGUUUUUGAACAAGAGGCGGGAGGGUUCGUUUCCUUAUACUCUACUCCUAGAAGACCUCUCAGUGCAUGCUGAUGGGAGUAGAGCUACACAUGUUACAACCAUACGAUGCAUGGGCAUAUGUUGAGGGGCUAUUCUUCCUAAAGUUAUAUGCCUUCGUAGAUCUUUGUCCAUACUUAACAGUUACAACUUACAAGAGUAUUUGGUGCCCACUCAGCAUAUAUGAUCAACAUCCAAGUUCCUUUUGCAUAAUGGCUUUGUAGAGUAGGCAUUUUGAUAAGUGGAUCGAAUACCUAGCUAGAUAUUUGUGUAUCACAUGUUGUCAUGUAACCCCAUGUAUUUAUAUUUGAGAUAAUUAGCUGUUCAUACA
Molecule: messenger RNA, 3435 nt
Organism: Triticum urartu
Lineage: Eukaryota; Viridiplantae; Streptophyta; Magnoliopsida; Poales; Poaceae
Biological process (GO): intracellular monoatomic cation homeostasis
Cellular component (GO): mitochondrial inner membrane
Source: RefSeq, a predicted model, not a curated record